This is a messenger RNA of Polyodon spathula (Mississippi paddlefish), 11625 nucleotides long. Its product is annotated as histone-lysine N-methyltransferase SETD2-like. Gene Ontology annotation, cellular component: chromosome; nucleus. NCBI's taxonomy places the organism in Eukaryota, Metazoa, Chordata, Actinopteri, Acipenseriformes, Polyodontidae. Gene Ontology annotation, biological process: regulation of DNA-templated transcription. The transcript has 24 exons. Bases 1068 to 9746 code for a protein of 2892 amino acids. Gene Ontology annotation, molecular function: histone H3K36 methyltransferase activity; protein binding. The record is from RefSeq and is a predicted model, not a curated record.
UUCGCUGCAGUUUCGGCGAUCAUUCGUGUUACAGAAGAUGUAGGAUUGGUUGGAUGGUAGGAAGUUACUGUAGUUUGUUUCAGUUUCCGUUGCGAAGGGAGAGCAAAGAGACCGAGAGAGAGAGAGAGAGUUUAAAAAAACAAAACAAAAAACAAAACUUCCUCAGCCCCAGAACAUUUUUACGCAGCGAGUUUAAUUUUUCGUUUUUCUUUUGUUUUAGAAAAAAACGACUGUUUAUAGAAUAUAUAUAAACAUGUUGUGAAAUUAAAUCUGAAUAACAUUGAUUUCACGGAAUAACAAGAUCAUCACAACAGCCCCCUUCCUCCCCCCUGUGUAAUACUGCAAGACCUGGCAAAGACUGUACUGUAGUAAAAUCGUCACGACAUGAGGUGUAUGGUGGCGGUCGAAGGAGGAGGAGCCGCUGUGGGUAAAUUAUAUUAAAUUGGGACUUUAAAAACAAUACAACUAGGGAAAAUAUAUAUUUUUAACGAAACGUAUUUUUAAACUCGGUGCUAUAUGGUUGCAUUGACCCGGUCGUACUGAUUCUGUGUGUUUCGCCUGUUUGAUGAGUUUCGUUUCGAGAACACCCCGGUUUGGAAAUAGGAUUUGCUGGAUGUUUUUGAGUCAAAAGAUAGGGCAGUUUCUUGUCGGCGGUGAAGAUGGGGGACUUUUAUGACCCAGAGCAUCCAACGGACCGCUGCCAGCCUCCCUCAGUGACAUUUCAAAGCUGCGCUGGGCUAUGCAGAAUCUGCGCAUAUUUCUGUGGGGGUGUUGAGUGACGUCUAGAGUGCAUAGCCGCGAUUCUGAGCAGCACUGUGCAGUACUGCGGAAAUCUGUGCUUUUAACUACUCAAAUAAAAUUAGCAGACACCCAUGACUGCAACAGGAUAACCUGUUUAUUGUCAACGUAGUUUUGUUUAAACAAGUUAUAACAGUAUUCCAAUUUUCUUAGGUGUGACAUCACCUUGAAGCGCUUGCUGCUCUGAGUUCAUUCCUGCCAGGCCAGAGGCUGCAAACCAGCACUGGCUAUCGAUUUGCAGAGACCCCGUAACGUGAGACCACCAGUAAAUGGAUACAUUCGUGGAAACACAGAUCAGGGAAGAGGGAAAUGAUUUGUCGGCUAAGGACAAAAAUCUGUCCAAAUCGUCCCUGCUUAAAGUUCCAAAAGGGGUGUCCUCAAGCCGCUUCCUGCCCAAGGGCACCAAGACUACGGUAAAUCUGGAGGAACAGGGCAGGCAGAAGGUCUCAUUCAGCUUCAGCUUACCCAGGAAGAACCUUCAGACCCGAUUCUUGCCACCAAUCAGCCCUGAGAAGUUGCAGAGCGACUCUCAGAUUGCCACUGUGACCACAACGUCGGCUCCCCCACAGGAAAAAACUGGACAACUCCAAGACAGUAAGAGUGAACCAUUUGAGCCACCUCCUGUGGAAGAGCAGCUCUCCCCACCCAAACUCAAGCUGGACAUGGGGAAGAUGCACUUCGAAAAGCAGCUUCUUAGUGUCACAUCCAAGCUUGAGACCACACCUCCCACUUCUCACACCACAUUGGAAGAGCCUUCACAGCCAGAACCUGAACCCAAAUCUGUAUCUGAACCCCAAAAUGACGUACAGAACCGUGCCUCUGAAGAACCCAUGAUGGAAGAUGGUCCCGAGGAUCCGAGCCCCUGCAAAGAGAAAGCUGCUGAUACUUCUCGUGUUGGAAAAGAAGGUGACGAGCAGAACAAUGUGAAGAAUGUACCCACCCAAUAUUCAGGGAAUCUGGAGACCAAGAAGAAGGUAUCACAGUCUGAGUGUGCCCAUCUUGGUUCAGAGUCUGAUGGUGAUUCAGUAAAGACUACUUCCAGCCACAAAUCAGGUGACCCCAAAAACGUAGUGUGUGCAGAGAAGAGCAAAGAUGUUAAGAGGAAUUUGACAGCCUCCAAAGCAGAAGAGUCUGGGAAGUCGUCGUCAUCAUCGUCUUCCUCUCGCACCAAGUCCGAGAAGGAUGAUAGACUUUCUAGUCAUUUGAAGUCCGACCGAGACUCAAGGCACACACCCUCACGUUCUUCUAGAUCCGAGAGUUACAGGCGGAGGAGCAGGUCACGUUCUAGAUCCAGAGGGUUAAGAACAAGCUCAUCCUUCUCUAGAUCUGAUAGAUCGUCAAGAACUGAUAGGUCUUCGAGGAAUGAUAGGUUACAUUACACCGAUUCAGAUAGGAAGUACCAUAGGAGCUCCCCCCACAGGGAGAGGAGUAGGUCCUCCCGUCCCCAGUCAGACAGGAGGUCUAAAGACAGUUCAGACUCUGAGGACGAUCACAAGAGGACUCCUUCCAAGGCCAGUGAUUCUAGAAGAGUCUCAACUCGUUCCUCUUUGCACAGGGAGUCAAAAACCUCUUCCUCCUCUUCCCACUCCAAAUCAGAAAAAGAUUCCAAAACAGAACCUUCUCACUCAUCAGAGUCAGAAAAAAGGACAAGAUGUCACUCAAAAUCUGAGCGGGAUUCGGAGACGUUGAGAAGGAAAUCUCCCGACAUUGAGCUUGAUCGAAGGAGGUCCAGCACACAUUCUAAAUUAGACAGCAUUGUAAACUCUCAUUCCAAAUUAAGUACGCUACCCAAGACCUCAGAGAAAAAAUUUAGAAGGACUACUUCAAGUUCGGACUCUGAGGAGGAGCUCAAAGGGAGGUCUCGGUCUCAGGUCUCAGAAAAGUCGUCUUUUGCUUCAAGGUCUGAUGAAUUACAGACUGCUAUUUCCAGAAAGACUAACAAAAAGACAGAUAAGGACGAACCAAAACGUUCCCCUUCCAAACCCAGGGAGUCUUCAGGUUCCCAAAAAUCAACACUAGCAACACUGACUCAUGAAACAGAGAGACAAUCGCAGAGAAAACCAAACUCCAAAUGCUCUGAGUCUAAGGCUGUUCCUAAAGAUCCUUAUUCAAAGAGUGGAAGUGGGGAUAGAAAAGAAACACUUUGCCUUGUGAACAAUACAAUUAAAGAUUCCUCCAGGAAGGAAUUUCAUGAAAUUGACAGCCAUCUAUGCAACCAACCAGCUACCCCAAAUCUAAAUGACAUUGAAAACAUAACUGUGCCUGAACCAGACCGUAUACAGGCAUCAGUGAUCCUAGACUGUUACAAAAUGGAACUUUCUAAUUGGACAAGGUCCAGUAACACUGAAAAAAAUACAACCUAUACAAACUGUUCUUCUCUAUCAAAAUUGCAAGAAAGUGACACAUUAACAGAUCACAUUAAAAGCCAGCUUUUAACAAGUGCAAUAUGCCAGUCCAGCCUAGUUUCUGCUGACAUCAAGGCUGCGUCUGCAUACUGUGAUUCUGAUAUGGUUGUGAAUGCGAUAGAUAAUAAUAGAGCUCCUGAAACUUUGUCUGACAAGCAGCAGGAAGGAAGCAAUUGCACAGAAAAUGAUAAAAUCCAAUCAAUGUAUGUGUCCAGUGAUCCCCACAUGAAUAUAGAUUUAAUACAGUAUACUUGCUCCUCUGAGCCUUCUGAGAAAACAGCGACAACUGAAAUUGUAUGUAAAAUGCAGAUGUCCCCUACAGCAACACGUACGGAACCCAAAGCUGUAAUGCUUGAGAGUGCUACUGGUGAAUCCAUGAAAGUCAAAGGAGAUUCCAUUAAAUGGAAAGAAGCAGCAGCAGCUGAUGCGUGCCUGGCUAGCUCCAUUAAAGAGCAACUCGGAGAAAAUAAAGACUCCAUAGAAAAAAAAUGUACCUCAAUGGAGCAUAGUAGCUCUGAGGUAAAACAUACCAUAUUAAACAAAGGAAAAAGCACUGCUGAAGGUUCCCAGAAGGAGCUUGAUUUGUGUAUAGACAAGCUGCCUGCAGAGCAGCAGGCUAACUUAGAAAAAUAUGAAAUCAUUCCUUCGCUGCAACCCGCUUGCACCAGAAAAGAGCUUUUACUGAAAGAAGAAAAGGACUCAAACCAAAAACACAAGGUAAAAGAACCCAACUCAAAUACAGUAGAACUUUCUCUUAAAGAAGAUCCUAUGUCAUUUCGAGAAGAACACCUUCUGAAAAAAGAUCCCAGCUCAAAUGCAGAGAUUUCCCUAAAAGGGGAACAAAUCUUAUAUUUUAAAGAGCACCCUCUAACUAAUGCAGACACAGUAGCACCUAAAGAACCGAGUUCAAAUAGAGAUAAUUUUCAGACUGAGUCAAACUUGGAUGUAGUAGAACAGGCUCUUAAAGAUGAUGUUGGAUUAGACCAAGAUAACUCUUCUGAACUACCCAGUACAGAUACAGUAGAAUGCUGUCUUUAUGAAGCGCCUAGCUCUGUGCAGUUGUUUCUAAAGGGUGAACCCAAUUCCAAACCAGUUGGAUGCUCCGUAAAAGGACAGCCUAUCUCAAGUGGUGAAUUUUGCUUGGAAAAGCAGCCAACCUCCAAUGGAGAAGAAAGCUUUGCAAGAACAGAUAAAGUUACCAACCAAGUGGACAGUUCUGUGUGGCAGCCAGAAGAGCUAUCGGUUAGGCAUGUUAAGCCAGAGCUGCAAUCUCCCAGUGAGGCAAGGCAUAACAGCAAUACUGAAGAACAAUUUUUUGUUGUUUCGAAGUUUGUAGAAGAUGUCAAGGAGUCUUGCUGUACCUCAGUAGGCACAGGAAAAGAUGAGGGUUCAUGGCAGAGCAAGCCGGACAGCAGUUGUGUUUCCUCUAAGGUGAGUGGAGCAGACCACAUGGGAGGAAGAGUGGACGACAGCAAGGAGGAGGAAGAUCAAGAUAGCGAGGAGAGCGAUACAGAGGAGUCCGACUCUGACUCUGAUGACAGUGGCAUACCCAAGAACCGUCUACAAUCUGUGGUGAUUGUGCCCAAAAACUCCAGCCACACCCAGGAUAUCAGAGGCUUGUUGACCCCCUCUUCCAGCCGCAGCACCACACCGGAUCGGAGGUCCAAAGACUGGGCUCAGCCUGGAGCCAGGGAUGUUUGCGGCCACACCUCGUCUGAUGAAGAAAACAUUAGAGAUAAAUCCAGGAAGAGGUGCAGGAGCCGGGAGAGAAGACUGCAAGCUACUAGUCCUCGGCCAACAGAGAGUGGCAGGCAAAGCUUUACAUCUGCUGCAGAGAGGUUCCAUGAUGGUGGACAACCUCAAAGCACUGCCUACCAGUCACAGAGCAAUAUGGUAGACAGCACCAGCCAUUCUGCUGGCAUCCCCUGUCCUGAACCUCGCUUGGAACAUGAAUCGCAGGCCCAGGAAAAAACAAAGCAAACACUGGCAUUGAUGUACAUUCAAACUGAACCUAGUCAUUUCAAUUCCUGGGAGGCAACCCUGUCUGGAGGCCACAGAUACUAUGAAAAACCAGACAGUCGACAGGGAAAGGGGUGGUCUUCAAGGCAGGAGUACUAUCAGUCCGGGGAUUUCUCCAAAGUGGAUGGCUUCCCCAGUAGUGAUGAUGGUUACACCCUGGGCUGGGAUUUCUCACAGCCUGAAAUGCCCAGCAGCACUUACCAGCAACCAGACAGCAGCUAUGGGGUCUACUCUGGCUACACUCAACAGCAGCAGCAGAUUCCUCUGCAAGGGAAUUGCACAGCGGGACAGCUUUACAGACAGGGUAACACCUACUGGGAUCCCCGAUCAGAGGGUUACGGGACACUUUGUGCUAGUGGCACCUCACAGUACCAGGAACCUGUGAGCCAGGUGCACCCUGACUCACUCACCAAUGAUUAUGAGGAUGAAGAGAGAUCCAGCCAGCUAGCAAGUGCAAGCAGUACAGGAGAUCCCCACCAGCAAAAGGCACAAGCACCUCCUUCCUUUGUCCAGGCUAAUGAGAUCAGCAGCAAUUCCAAGGGGGCCAUCGGCAGCACUUCAGAAAGGGAGAAGGUGCGCAAGGAGAGCCACAAGCCAUCCAAAGGGAAAGGGCCCUUGAAAAAGAGGCGUCCUGAACUGGAGUCGGACUCUGAAAACGAGGCAGACCCAGGGCCCCCCAAGAAGGAUCAUGUGGAUGAAGGGAAAGUCUUAGCGGUCCCUUCUCCUUGCCAAUCGGAGAAUGGGCACCCCCUCUGCAGCCUGCAGGACUUGCAGGACCAGCAAGCCUGGAAGGAGGGAUCCAAAACUGGGAAGAUGCCACCUUACUUCAACCUCAUUGAAGAGAACCUCUACUUAACUGAAAGGAAGAAGAGCAAGUCUCACCGUGAUAUCAAACGCAUGCAGUGCGAAUGCAGCUUGCUGUCCAAGGAGGAGAAGGCCCAGGGGAGAGGGGCCUGCGGAGAGGACUGCCUGAACCGACUGCUCAUGAUCGAAUGUUCCUCCCGGUGCCCCAAUGGACCAUAUUGUUCAAAUCGACGUUUCCAGCUCAAGCAGCAUGCAGAUUUCGAGGUCAUUUUGACAGAGAGUAAAGGCUGGGGGCUGCGGGCAGCCAAGGACUUGGCCCAGAACACCUUUGUACUUGAGUACUGUGGAGAGGUCCUGGAUCACAAGGAGUUCAAGGCCCGAGUGAAGGAGUAUGCACGCAACAAGAACGUUCACUACUACUUCAUGGCCUUGAAGAACAAUGAGAUCAUUGAUGCUACUCAAAAGGGAAACUGCUCACGGUUCAUGAACCACAGCUGUGAACCAAACUGUGAAACUCAGAAGUGGACUGUGAAUGGACAGCUGCGAGUUGGGUUCUUCACUACUAAGUUGGUUCCUGCAGGAACAGAGCUCACUUUCGACUACCAGUUCCAGAGAUAUGGAAAAGAGGCGCAAAAGUGUUUCUGCGGGGCACCCAGCUGUCGCGGUUUUCUGGGCGGGGAAAACCGGGUCAGCGUCCGGGCUGCAGGAGGCAAGAUGAAGAAGGAGCGGCCCCGUAAGAAAGACUCUGUGGACGAAGAGCUAGAAGCCUUACUGGAGAAUGGAGAUGGGCUGUCAGAUGAGAAACAGGUGCUGUCUCUGUGCCGGCUCAUGGUGAGAGUGGAGACGAUGGAGCAGAAACUCACCUGCCUUAAACUCAUACAGAACACCCAGAACCCGACCUGUCUGAAGCUGUUCCUGGAUCACCACGGGCUUUCCCUGCUCUGGAUUUUCAUGGUGGAGCUGGGAGAGGGGAAAGGCAACUCCAGCAACAACAUGAAACUGCAGAUGGAGAUAAUAAAGAGCCUGGAGGUGCUGCCAAUAUCCACUAAGAACAUGCUAGAGGAGAGUAAAGUCCUGCACUUCAUCCAGCGCUGGGCCCAGACCAAGACUCUGCUGCCCCAGGUGAGCGAGCUGGACGGCUACUCCAGCGAGAACACGUCGCGCGCGCAGACCCCCCUCAACACCCCUGAUGGUGCGGGCUGCAGCAAGCCUGCCCAAGAGCUGGACACAGAGACGCCCAAACGGGCUGUCUACCGGCGCCUUAAGAUUAUCAGUGAGAACAGUAUGGACAGCGCACUUUCUGACGCCAGCAAGGCCUCAGAUGUGGAGCUGGAGGCCAAGGAGGGCAAGGAAGAGGAGGAGGAAGAGGAUGAAGCAGACUCCUCGCAGGCAGACCUAGCUGAGAGCCAGCCCUGUGAAAGCCAGUCCUCCGAGAGCAGAGAGUCCCAGGACAACAGUGUACAGCCUCCUGACAACACAGGCGAGUCUCGGGCUGAGCCACAGACCGAGCCCCGGGCUGAAGGAGACUCUCAGACCACAUGUGUGGAAACCAGUGCCAAGAGUGAAGACAUUGGGGUCAAAGACACAGGGGACUUUAGGAUUGGGAGGGGUGAGGAGCUGGCUCCAUGUGAAAAGGCCAGGGAUAGUGAUAAAUCCAGGGCUGAGAGUGGGGUCCCACAAGAGGGGGAGGAGAAGGAGGAAGAGCAGACUAGUGUCCAGCCAGGCAAGACUGAAGGAGGGGACCCCCACACAGAGUCCGAAGUUCCCCAGUCCAGGAGUCUGUGCCUUCAGGCAGAGCUGAAGCAGCAGCCCCAGGAUGAAGAUCCCGAGGUCGGACCGAAGCUGGAGGAGUCAAUGGCUGUGGAGACACCCUCUCAGGACGAGGAGGAGGGGGUGUCUGACGUGGAGAGCGAGCGCAGCCAGGAGCCCACCCACAAGAUCACAGACAUCAGCGAGAUGGCCUCCAAGCUGCUGGACAACUGGAAGGAUUUGAAGGAGGUGUACAGGAUUCCCAAGAAGAGCCAAGUGGAGAAGGAACCACAGGAACGAGGUCGGGACAGUCAGAGUCUGCGGGACCACCAUCUGACUCCACGCACCCCCUCGGGGAGUCUGGAGAGGGACAGGGACAGGGACAGAGACAGGGACAGGGACAGAGAGUCAGAGAGGACACCCCACAGCAAGGAUCGGAAGAGGCGCCGUUCUUCUCUUUCCCCCCCACAUUCUAUCUAUGAGAGGAGCAACAGGAGAGGAGACGACCGGUAUGAUGUCCAGAGCAACAGCAGUAAGAAGGGCAGGACCAAGGAGCGCAACAAGCUGUCGACAGAGGAGCGGCGCAAACUGUUUGAGCAGGAGGUGGCUCAGCGCGAGGCUCACAAACAGCAACAGCUGCAGCACACCCUGGGGGUCGGCUCACCCAUGCCCUACGAUCCCCUGGGCACCUACGCCAGCAGCACCCACCAGAGCUUCUACCCGCCGGGCUACCCCAUUCAGACUUACGUGGACCCCAGCAACCCCAAUGCAGGCAAGGUCCUGCUGCCCACCCCUCCUGUGGAGCCCAUGUGCGGCACACUGGCUUACGAACAGAUGACACCCCAGCCCCUUCUCCCAGACCCCGGCCUCCCCUCACCCACACAGCAGCCCGUUGCAGCCAUACAGCAUGUUCCCACAACCAUCGAAGUACCCAGCACUCCGCAGUACAUGCAGCAGAGCGUGCCCCAGGACCCUGCCCUUUCUGUCCUCUCAGGGCCCACACCAACAGGGCAGCAGCAGGUUCAGGGGCAGAGUUACACCUUGUGGGACCACAGUGCUCAGCAGCCCUUGGCAGUGCAGCCACAGCCCUACCAGCCGGCACAGCCACAGACUGCCGUCUACUACCAGAGUCAGCCCUGCCAGGCAGUAUACAGCAACGCCACGCCCUAUGCACAGACUAGCACUACCGUGGUACAGGGCUAUGCACAGCCAGUCACCCCGUACAUCCAGGGCCAGCAGUUGUAUUCAGCUCACCAGCAGGGGGUGGUGUUGCAGCAGGCAGGAACAGUAACAACAAUCUUAACGGCACAGACGGUGCAACAGGAGUUGUUGGUGCCAAACAGUUUGAUGGACCUGCCCCCUCCCUCACCCCCGAAACCCAAAACCAUUGUCCUUCCUCCCAACUGGAAAGCAGCACGGGACCCUGAGGGCAAGAUCUACUACUACCACGUAAUCACCAGACAAACGCAGUGGGACCCCCCCUGCUGGGAUGGAGGCAGUGAUGAUGCCAGUGUCGACCAUGAAGCCGAAAUGGACCUGGGGACACCCACAUACGAUGAGAACCCCACCAAGGAUCUGUCAAUGUCUCAGGAUGGGAGCUUAGAGGGGACUCCUAAUGCUUACCAGUUCUCCACAAAGGCUAAAACAGCGGAGGCAGACACCUCAAGCGAGUUAGCCAAGAAGAGUAAGGAGGUGUUUCGGAAAGAGAUGUCACAGUUUAUUGUGCAGUGCCUAAACCCCUACAGAAAGCCGGACUGCAAACUGGGCCGGAUAAGCAACACAGAGGAUUUCAAGCACCUUGCACGGAAGCUGACCCACGGGGUGAUGAACAAGGAGCUGAAGUCCUGCAAGAACCCAGAGGACCUGGAGUGCAAUGAAAAUGUGAAGCACAAAACCAAGGAGUACAUCAAGAAGUACAUGCAGAAAUUCGGUGCCGUGUACCGACCCAAAGAGGACCCAGACAUGGACUAGCACCUGCUGUCUGUGCUCAUAGACUCAAGACAAACGAGAGAGCACAGGGUUCCAUACUGGGCUAGGAGGUACCCCCCGGACUGCAAUACAUCAUUGUCUCCUUUGCAGGACACAAAGGAAAUUCUCCUGGGGAAGCGACUUCAGAUGAGGAAGAGAGAAAGAGGGAUUCAUGACAGCCCCCUUCUAGACUUGAACAAGGAGCUAUCGCUCCCAGUAGAGCUGAAUUACAGGAGUUCAAGAAGCCUUUUUAUUAACUGAGCCAGUCCCUGAUGAGAGAAGAUUCUCCCUCUAGGGCAACCACUUCAUUUAUGAAUGAAUUGUCAACCAUCAGCAGCGUUCUUCUGUUGCUAUGACUUGACAUAGGGUUACUUAUAUCCUGUACUUGCACAUGACAUUCAUAGAUGUGUGUGUUUGUAUAUGCAGGUUUGUAAGUCACAUGCCAUAGCUAACAGAUUGUCAAUGCAGGAUUGAAAGCUAUUCUGUUGGCCUGAAUUCAUCAAUUACUUAUUAGUCAUGAGUUUAUUGUGAUAAUCAUUUACUCAUUCAUUUUUCUCAAGGGUCGGGCUAAGUAUCUUGUAAGUAGGAAAGACAUUUGUCAUUUUUCUUAUAGAAGUGGUUGAAAUGAAGUGAUGAGUGAAUCUGAUGACUGCUACCAUGAAAUACACACACAGAACCAACACCAAAAUAAUGUGAUUUAACUAGGCAGUCGAACAUGUAUUUUAACCUUAGUAAGGAGGCCUGAUAGUUGAAAUGUUGACUGACUUGCAUCUGCUUCUUUUCCAGUGUGUGCCCUUUAAGCAUUAUGUGACCGCUCUUGAGACUGGUCUGCUGCUGUGUGCUUUUACACAGUCAGCCACACAAUGUAGAUGACAUCACAAUCUUGAAAAUUGCUUUAAAUGGUGACCUGUAUUUUCAAGCGAUCCAGUCAAAAAUACAUCCUAAAUACUGCUUUACAAAGGCAUCACACACACACACGAUUGAGUUUAUAGUAGCUUUAAUUCCCUCCACAGCUGUAGAUAAUUGACCUUGUCUUUCCUUAAGUGCACCUAACGGUUGCAUUGUUAAUUAUCUAGCAGAUAAUGACCCUUGCAUGGGACAUUAACUCUUGUAUUAUUAUUCUGGCUCAUUGUGGCACAAGUUAGUGUGCGUCUUACCAGACUGCUGUAUUUUGACAAUAUGUUAAGUCGAGGGCAUCCUGAAAUUGCAUUGUUCUUCAUGUGCAUUAUAACCUUGUACACACACACACACACACACACAUAAAAAUACUUCAAAUGCGUGAUGUAGGGGAGAGUGGACUUGUUUUCAAACUAACUACAAAAUAAAGGUGCAUUUCUGCAGAGGCCAGUCCUAUCUGCUUCUAUGUCUGUCUGUCUCCCUCUCUGUGUGACUGGCAUGGGAAUCCCAGACCUCCAGGGCUUUAACUGCAUUAAACUAUAGUUUCACAAUACAUGUAUUAUGAUGUUUUAACAUAUGUGAAUAUAUUGAUAAAUAUUUGGAUUUUUUUCUGUUUUUUUUUUUUUUUUUGUUUGUUUUGGUUUUUUUUUUUUCCCUAAUAACGAGAAUGUGUUUAAAAAUCCUUUGUAAAAGAAUGGUGUUUCAGAUUUUAAAAUGUAAAUAGAAAAGAAAAUGAAGUCUUCUCAACACUGCUGUGUGUUGCUGCCAGGUUAGUCUGAUGAUCCCGCCCUCUCCACCCCAUCCAUCUCGAAAGGUUACCGUGUUUUAUAACCACAGCUUUCUGUUAUUUAGGUUUUGUUCCAGUUUUUACUGAAAAGAAAAACAGAUUUCUAUGUACAAAGGAGACUCCUCUUCCAUGUAAGUAUGGUGUGAGGAUAUUGUGUAAAAUCUUUUAAAAGAAAAUAAACAUUUUUUAAAAAUUAAA